This is a messenger RNA of Dalotia coriaria, 1190 nucleotides long. RefSeq lists its product as uncharacterized. The transcript is spliced from 2 exons. The coding region runs from base 157 to 1098 and encodes 313 amino acids. The record is from RefSeq and is a predicted model, not a curated record. Lineage: Eukaryota; Metazoa; Arthropoda; Insecta; Coleoptera; Staphylinidae.
UGAAUUAAAACUUAAACUUAAACUACGUGAAGGACAUUUGAGUGUAAUUUUCACGGCGUUAAUCAUAGAAAGCAUAGAUAUAGAAGUGCGCAGUUUUUAGUGAUUCAGAAACAAUCAAACUCUGCUGUAAAAUUAAAAAAGAAAGCCAAACUCAGAAUGAAUAAUUUAAUAUGUAUAUUUAUUAUAAGUAUAAUAAUUACUUGUGCGGAGUGUUGUAACGAAACUAAUCAUGAAGAAAAUUAUUUUUGUGUAAAUUGUCGUCGCACGUGCCAAACUGAUGUGAAACAAGAUGAUGAGCCACCCAUAAUGGCAUGCGGGUGUAAAGAUGGAUAUAUUAUGGAUGAGAGGAUAAAUGAAUGUCUUGCUUUGAACCUUGCACCUCCGGAAUGCAAUGUAACAGCAGAGGAUUAUAAUUUUGGGUUUAUUUUUAGUGAUUCUGAAGAAAAUUUGUCUGAUUCUACCACUGCUACCCCUGAUACUAGUACUACAAUUACUAGUACUACUUAUAUUGAUGAUGCAACUACAGAAAUAUCUGAAAUUACAGAAGAAACAUCAGAAACUACUGAAAUUAAUAAUUCUAUAACUACUGAUGUAAAUGUUGAUGAUAAUACCACAACAACAACAGAAGGUGCAACAGCAACAGUUACAUCAACUACUGAUAAUAAUCAAGAACAAGAUGGUGAUAAUGAAACAGAAACUGAUGAUAAAAGUGAUAUUGACGCAGAAGAUGAAGAAGAUGAAGAAGAUAAAGAUAACGAGGAAGAAAAUUAUGACGAUGAAGACGAUUAUGAUUCUGAUGAGUAUUAUAGUGAUGAAGACGAUGAAGAUGAUGAAGAAGAAGCAGGAAGCGAGGAAGAUGAAGAAGGUGACGAAGAAGAUGAAAAUGAUACAAAUGCCACUGAAACAACUGAAUCAGAGGGUGAAAUCAACACAACAACUACAAAUUCUAUUGAAGUAACUAAUACAACUAUUGAAAUAACUACAGAGUAUUCAGAAAAUACAACUAAUUCAGAAAUUCAAGAUGGCGACGACGAAUGUACGACGGAAAACAAUACAACUACUUUAAACUCAGAAAAUAACGAAAUAGAAGAUAAAUAAGUCAAAAAACACACUUCAACUUUAAUAUUUCAAUUAAAAUUAAGUUUGUUAUGUAAUAAUAUUCGUAAAAAUUGAUUUCUGACUGAAAACUA